CAUAUUCAUGCGACCACAUUCAAACGCAAUAGCGGUGGAACAAAAGCGGAUAGAGUGAAAAUAGUGAUAUAAAGACACAAUAAACCGCUUUCGACGAAUAAAAUGGGUCCGAUUGAGCUCCUGCACAUGUCUGUGUUCUCACAGAGUUUCUCUCCUUGUGCUCGAUUUUUAGCAGCUGGGAAUAACUAUGGAGAGAUCUCUGUGUUCAGUCUUUCAGCUGCUCUGAGUCCUGAUGCGACAGACACGAGUCGGAAACCCGUCCUUACCUUCAGUGCCCAUGAAGGUCCGGUGUUCUCACUGCUCUCCACAGACACACACCUCCUCAGUGCAGGCAAUGGAGAGAUCAGUGCCUGGAACUGGGCAGAGCUCAUCAAGAAGAACCCUAAAGCUGUUUGGACAAAGAGACCUGAUUACAAGACCAGUCUGGAAAUCCCUGAGAUCAACGACAUGAAGAUCAACAGCAGAGAUAACAGCUUGGUGAUCGGUGGGGGAGACAACAACAUCCACAUCAUGGACAUGGAAACUGGAACCUUCAAGUCAGUUCUGCAGGGUCACACAGAUUAUAUUCACUGUUUAUCUCUGAGAGAGAGAGAGGGAGAGAUCCUGUCAGGAGCAGAGGAUGGAGCUGUGAGAAUGUGGGACUGGCGGACGGGCCACAGUGUGCACUGUGUGGAGGUUUAUAAAUACCAGGAAUGCGCUCGCCCCCAGUACGGGAAGUGGAUCAGCUGCCUGGCGACAGAUUCUGAUUGGAUGCUGUGCGGUGGAGGCCCCGCCCUCUCUCUGUGGCAUCUCCGCUCCAUGUCUCCCACCUCCAUCUUUUCUUUGAGUGGCUGUCAGAGGGAGGCCGUGUUUCACCAGGACCUGAUCUUUGCAGUGGGUGAGGGUUCACAUGUGUCUCACUGCCUGCUGGGAGGAAGUGUGAAGGCUCAGAUCCCCUGCACACCUCCAUCUCUGAACACACUCGCCCUGAACCUGAGCACCACUGAACACCGGGUGAUGACUGUUGCAGGCAGCAGCAAUCAGAUUGAUGUUUUCACCAACUUCUCUUACAGAGCCUUCUCUCUGUCCUUCUGAACAUCUCACACGUUCCUCAGAACUCGCUCUGUCUGCAAACGUCGCUCUAACACCAGGUCGCUUCAGAAAUUAAAGCAGCAGUGUGGAAUAAUCCCAAAUGCUGCCUCCUUAAGGGCUGUAAGCUAAUUUUAAACAGAGGCAUGAAAUGAUGGACUGUAUGAACAUAUCACACACCAUGUUCUAAAGAAGGGUUGAACUUGUGAUUUGUGUGUGAGUCAGUGUGUGUGAGAGUGAGUGAGUGACUGGGGUAUGAGUGAGUGUGUGCGAGUGAGUGAGUCAGUGUGUGCGAGUGAGUGAGUGUGUGCGAGUGGGGUGUGAGUGAGUGUGUGCAUGAGUGAGUGAGUGAGUGUGUGCAUGAGUGAGUGAGUGAGUGUGUGCAUGAGUGAGUGAGUGAGUGUGUGCAUGAGUGAGUGAGUGUGUGCAUGAGUGAGUGAGUGAGUGUGUGCAUGAGUGAGUGAGUGAGUGUGUGCAUGAGUGAGUGAGUGAGUGUGUGCAUGAGUGAGUGAGUGUGUGCAUGAGUGAGUGAGUGUGUGCAUGAGUGAGUGAGUGUGUGCAUGAGUGAGUGUGUGCAUGAGUGAGUGUGUGCGCAUGAGUGAGUGUGCGCGUGUGAGAGUGACUGGGGU
Tachysurus vachellii is the source of this 1697-nucleotide messenger RNA. RefSeq names its product THO complex 6 (gene thoc6). The transcript has 13 exons. Bases 103 to 1074 code for a protein of 323 amino acids. NCBI's taxonomy places the organism in Eukaryota, Metazoa, Chordata, Actinopteri, Siluriformes, Bagridae. Gene Ontology annotation, biological process: mRNA export from nucleus. The record is from RefSeq and is a predicted model, not a curated record. Gene Ontology annotation, molecular function: protein binding. Gene Ontology annotation, cellular component: transcription export complex; THO complex.